Paramecium octaurelia is the source of this 1584-nucleotide messenger RNA. The record is from the annotation of a GenBank genome assembly. Lineage: Eukaryota; Ciliophora; Oligohymenophorea; Peniculida; Parameciidae.
AUGAAUAGUGGGAAGUUUUGGAAUAACUAAAAUAUUCCUUAAUUUGAUCAUAAUGAGACUUAGAAAGUUUUAAUCUCAACUUUCUACAAAUUUGGUUAACGAUUAGGUCAGAAAUGUUUUCGCCAGUAUAUUCUAAUUCGGCAAUAUUUGUUAUAUUCAGAUGUUGGCAAUUUUAAACACAUUAAGGGAAGUGUUAAAUUGGAUGGUGUCUAUGCAUCAUUUUAAAUAUCUAAUUCAGAAAAUCAGAUAUAUCUUAAAAAUAAUGGAUUUCAAAUUGUUUUAUGUACAGAGGAUACAAAUCAAUACCAGUUAUGGGCGAAACUCUUAUCUAAUUGUUGUAUACUCACUACAUUUAAUGAGGAUAUGAUCUUGGGAAAAUUGAUAGGAAAUGGAAGCUUUUCAACAGUAUUUAUGCAUAUUAAUGAGGUAUAUGAGGGAAGAAAUAAGGAAGGCCAUAUAUUUGCAAUUAAAGCAAUACCUAAAACGAAAUCCAAAUUAUCAACAAUAAACAAGUAAUAUGAAGAGCAAUUGUUAAGUGAAAUUUCAAGUUUAAGAGAGUUGGACCAUGUAAACAUUUUAAAGCUUCAUCGAGUUUAUGAGACAGCAGAAAAAUUAUAUUUAGUUACUGAAUUUAUUCAUGGUUAUGAAUUAAUCUCAAAAGCUGCCAGCAAACCCAUCUUUCAAGGAUCUGAGUUGAAAUGCUUCAUUCACCAAAUGCUCUUGGCAAUUAAGGAUAUGCAUCAACACAACAUCAUGCAUAGAGAUAUUAAGCCAUAGAAUAUCAUGUUAAAAAAUGGCCAGCUAUCUUAGCCGUGUCUUAUCGACUUCGGGUUGGCUGUAAGUACUAAGAAAAAAGGAUUUCCAUUUCCAUCCUGUGGAUCUCCUGGGUAUAAUUCAGUUAAAUUUUCUUAGUUAUUCAGCCCCAGAAAUAAUAAGAUUUGAUGAAACCAAAAAAGAAUAUGGUGGAUAGUGUGAUAUAUUCAGUUUUGGUGUAACAUUAGUUGUUAUGUAUUUCUUUGUUCUUAUAUAAGGCUCUAUGGAUACAACCCAUUUAAGGCGUAGGAUUAAAAAUAAACAAUCAAGAGGAAUGCUGAAGCAUAUUUUGAAUUCCCUAGUAACAUUUAUCCACAAGAAUGUAUGAAGUUAAAUAAGCAAUAUUUAGUAGAACAUUUGAUUUUGUAGAUGACAAAAAAGUAUCCAAAAGAUAGAAUCACAGCGGAGUAGGCUCUAAGCCAUCCUUUCUUUUAGAUUAAACUUAAUCAAACAAUUCAACUACCCAAGGCUAUUUUGUCAAAAUAGUAGUAUGAAAUGAACAAAAACUUCAAUAAUAUAAAUGUACAUGCUAGUUUAGAAAUGGACAGAGAGUUCGGAUUGAAUUAUGCCAUUCAACUCUGUAGUUGUUCUCCUUAAGAUAAUAAAAAUCGAACUUGCACUUUAUCAAGCAAUCCAAAUAAAUUACAAUAAAUUGAUGAAUUUCAAUUAGACUGUGUUGAAGAUUCAAUUGAUAGUAAUCAUAUAGAUAAGCUUAAGAUGAGUCAAAGGCAUUUUUGUAAAUAAAAGUCAUAAAUCAACAGUCAAUUUUGA